UUACAGUCUCUGUCAGUUAUAGGAAAUGAUUUAAAUAUGUUUUAGCUGAUAUUGAAUUUACUGCAUUCUUUGAAAAGCCUUGGCUAGGUUUAUAAGCUCAUUGUGCAGAGUGGUAGUUCAGGAGGAGAACCUCAAAUCUGCUGCGAAUGGGAGGAAGUCACUGCACAAAAGGAAGUGGCCUGAUCACCUCCCACUCUCCACCGUCUUGCUGUCUGCCACAUGCACUGUUAACAAGUCACUGCACUCCUGUGCUUCAGAGACCAGGCCAGUGUAUAAUCUAUACUGUUUUUAUCAUUCAUCAUGUUGAAUGUCCAGUGAAGUGCUUAAUAUGCUAUGAAUCAUUAUAUAACCCGUAGACACAAUGUUGUAGCCUUGUGUUUUGGUGGUGUGGUAACUGGGGUUCUGUUUUAGUAACAGACUGCUACUAUUACGUCCUCGAGCAAUGGCGUGUAACCUGUAAAUACCCCAGGGUGUAGAGUGACCUGGAGUGAGUCACGACUCUGUUCCUGCCUUUUAACUCAAUUGGGAAAAGAAAGUAUACAGACUCACUCAACUGUAGCUGUAUGAAGAACAGUGAGCCACAUGCACUCAUAUAAAUGCUACAAAGACAAGUCACAAAACAUUCUUCCAAACUAGGAAUGAUACAAGUGAUGACCCUUGACUGAUGACUCAAUUUCCUCAAACUGAAAUCUUGCUGAAUGUGACGACCGCAUGGAAGCUAAUACGACUGUAAACAGCACAAGGCCACUGCUGGCUCAAGUCUUUAAAACCUAGCUAUUGCUUUGGAGCUGGGAUCUACGUUAUAUGUCUAUUUGAACCUGUUCGGAUCUGAAGCAGAGCUUCUUUUGUGGACAGCACAGUAGUUGAUGUGAGUUGCAGUACAGGACUGCGACCUUGGCCAAGUGCCUGGGUGGCUCUUCCUCCCCUCACCUUCCUCUGCUCAUCUGCUGGUACCUGUCAUGGGGAACCUCCUAAAAGUUUUGACGUGUACAGACCUUGAUGAAGAGCCCAACUUCUUCCUCGAUUUUGAAAAUGCACAGCCCACAGAUGCAGAGCGAGAGACAUGGAAACAAGUGGAUGUGGUCCUGAAGGAUGCCCGAGCAGUUCUGGAUGAACUUCAGGCCUAUAAUGGAGCUGGGAAAGAGAUAAGAGAGGCAAUCCAGAACCCCAAUGAUGAGGCGUUGCAGGACCAGGCUUGGGCUGCUGUCGUGCCCCUUGUGGGCAAGCUCAAAAAGUUCUAUGAGUUUUCCCUGAGAUUAGAAGCAGCACUGCACAGCCUGUUAAGAGCCCUGACCAACGAGACGUAUAGUGACGCCACACAGCACCUGGAGCGCGAACAGGCCCUUGCCAAGCAGUUCGCUGAGAUCCUGCAUUUCACACUCCGCUUUGACGAGUUGAAGAUGACAAAUCCAGCCAUCCAGAAUGACUUCAGUUACUACAGGAGGACUCUGAAUCGCAUGAGGAUUAAUAAUGUCCCAGCAGAAGGAGAAAACGAGGUCAACAACGAGCUAGCCAAUAGAAUAUCUCUAUUUUAUGCAGAUGCCACACCCAUGCUGAAGACUUUGAGUGAUGGCACGACAAAGUUUGUAUCUGAGAACAAGAACUUGCCUAUUGAGAACACGACAGAUGUGUUGAGCACCAUGGCAAGUGUGUGUAAAGUCAUGCUGGAGACGCCCGAGUACCGUAGCCGUUUCAGCAGCGAGGCCACUGUGUCAUUCUGUUUGCGCGUUAUGGUGGGCGUCAUCAUCCUCUAUGACUACGUACAUCCUGUUGGUGCUUUCGCCAAGUCCUCCAAAAUAGACAUGAAAGGGUGCAUUAAAGUUCUCAGAGAUCAGCCUCCAAACAGUGUGGAAGGCUUAUUAAAUGCUCUCAGGUACACGACAAAGCAUCUGAAUGACGAAUCUACUGCUAAGACCAUUAAAAGCAUGCUGCAGUAAGCAGCAGCUCGGGGAUACACACCACUGGCCUCACACAAGUGUUCAGGGGACACACUCCAUCCCCAACAACAUCGAUGCACAGAAUGUUUCCCCCCCUUCUUUUUUUCCUAAAGUCAAAAUCAGACAUACCAGUAGGACUCUUAACUCUUUUUUAAAAGUGCAUGCUAUUGGCAUUUGGUGUUUCUUUUUGUGCCAAAUCACUUUUUGCUGAAAUCUUGGUUUUAACACAUCCAGUACAGCCAUGCUAUUGAUGGCAGCUACAUUAUGGAAAACAAACAAACAAACAAAUAAAUAAAUAAAAAAUAUUUUUGUGAUUAAUAGGUUAAUAUUGCUUGUUUCCCUAUCAAAGGGAGGGGGAGUGUUUUUGACUUGAAAAAAAAAUAUACAGUAUAUUGACAGAGAAAUAUAAAUAUAUAUUUUAUUUUGUUUGAAUGAAUAUUUAAUAUCAUGUCCUCUGCAUGGCAUAAUGUUGUAUUUAAGGAAGAAAAACAACAACAACAACAACUAGUGUUUCAAAAUUGUCUGACUGCUUGGUUGUGUGCAAGUUCCAAAAAGUGAAUUUAAAUUAUGUUUUGAUAUUGAAAUGGUACUAGUCAAAACUGUUUUCAAAUGCUAGUAAUGUUUAAAUUUUAUAUUUUUUAUAGGUUUUGAUUUGUUUUUGUUUUUUUUCAUAGCUGUUUGUUUUUUGUUUUUCUGCUUUGAAAAUUAGCUUCAAUAUUUCUGGUGAAUUAAAAUCAGUUUUGAUGUAUGAUGACAUGAAAUGUGAUGUUUAAAAAAAAAAAAAAAAAACAAUUAAAAGAUGCUUUCAUUUUUGUAACUA
Ictalurus punctatus (channel catfish) is the source of this 2757-nucleotide messenger RNA. RefSeq names its product family with sequence similarity 49 member Bb (gene cyribb). The record is from RefSeq and is a predicted model, not a curated record. Bases 960 to 1937 code for a protein of 325 amino acids. Gene Ontology annotation, molecular function: small GTPase binding. The transcript is spliced from 13 exons. Gene Ontology annotation, biological process: regulation of actin filament polymerization; positive regulation of T cell activation. Lineage: Eukaryota; Metazoa; Chordata; Actinopteri; Siluriformes; Ictaluridae.